UGUCGUUCACUCUGACAGGUACACAGCGAUAGAGCUCAUGGACUACUGAUGAUUUAUGACAGCUUUACCGGACAACACGAUUGCGUUUUAAAGGUUUUGGCUAUUUACUUACAUUACCAAAGAGUCUCGCUAUUAAUAAAUGUUACAAAUAUUUUACGAGCCAGAACCGAGUGCCAGCUGAGCCGAACAGGUGGUGCGUGAGAGCGCGUAAAGUUCCGCUAAGCUUUUAGAAUUAGUGACGGGGAUUCAGAUGUCCCAUUCUCAUCAAGAUUUCAGUUUAGCACGCAGGAGAGUUCAUCGGUCGUAACCGGCAAUAUCAGAUUCAGAGGAACAGGUUCAACUCAUCUGCCGCAGGGAUGCCCGAUGCUGGAACAGACAUGGGGACGGACAACGGUAGGAUUUUCGGGGUGACACCCCCGAGCGCGGAAAACAACCGCAACACAUCUCUAAACGGCGGACCUCCACAGGACAUCCUCAGAAACUUUUAUCACACGAAGAAAGUUGGGAAUUAUCUCAUCGGAAGGAAGCUGGGAGAGGGGUCUUUCGCCAAAGUGCGCGAGGGUCUUCACGCGAUCACGGGCGAGAAGGUGGCGGUGAAAGUCAUUGACAAGAGGAAGGCCAAAAAGGACUCCUAUGUCACGAAGAACUUGCGGCGUGAAGGUCAGAUCCAGCAAAUGAUCCGUCAUCCGAACAUCACACAGCUUCUGGAUAUCCUGGAGACGGAGAACAGCUACUACCUCGUGAUGGAGCUCUGCCCUGGCGGAAACCUCAUGAACCACAUCUACGAGAAGAAAAGACUGGACGAGAGGGAUGCGCAGAAAUACGUACGCCAGCUGGUCAUGGCGGUAGAGCAUCUGCAUAGGGCGGGAGUAGUUCACAGAGACUUGAAAAUUGAAAAUCUUCUGCUGGAUGAACAAGACAACAUAAAGCUUAUCGAUUUUGGCCUCAGUAACUGCGCAGGAAUUCUGGGGUACUCGGAUCCCUUCAGCACUCAGUGUGGCAGUCCGGCGUAUGCCGCCCCUGAACUUCUGGCAAGGAAGAAAUACGGACCCAAAGUGGAUGUCUGGUCAAUAGGAGUCAACAUGUACGCUAUGCUGACCGGUACACUUCCAUUUACGGUGGAGCCCUUUAACCUCAAAACCUUGCAUCAGAAAAUGGUGGACAAAGACAUGAACCCUCUACCUCCAUCUAUCUCUUCAGCCGCCGAUCGCCUGUUGAAGAGACUUCUAGAGCCAGACCCUGAAAAGAGACCCAACAUUCAUCAAGCGAUGGCCGACUCCUGGCUGCAGCUGGGCAAUCCUCACACAGGAGUUCCUUACCUAAAUAGGAUUCACAUUGAAGAGAUCAAUCACACGGUUCUGUUGCACAUGACUGAGCGAAUGGGCUACAAGCACAGCGAGGUGCUCAGUGCGGUUCUCACCAACAAAGCUUGUCACACGCUGACGGUUUACUUCCUCCUCAAUAACAAGAUGAAGAGGCUAUCAAAGGAGUACAGGGAGAAACAAUACAACAUUGAGAAAGAGAAAAAGAGCGAGCUUUUUCAGACCCAGUGGCGAAAGCCCAUCGAGAAGAUCACGAUUCCACCCAAGCAGACACCUGUUUAUCUCGUCGCGAGCAAAGGCCCGACCAAAGCGAAGAAGCACAAAACAGGUCUUCUUAAAGCUGUGACUGGGGGUUUUAAGGAUGUUUACUUAGGGCGUAGGGGUUGCAUCACUUCUUCCUCACUAGAGUACUUGGAGAUCCACCCCCUGUUUCCAAACACCGCACAACCAACGCAUCCUCAGCCCGAGACCCAGCCACCCCAGAAAGACAGCUCCAAAGACCGCCCAAAAGCUGUCAACACCCCCGCUCGCCCUCCAUCAUCCCUCGGUGCUCAUUCUUGGACCUCUGCGAGCAAAGAACCAAGCAAAGAAUCUCCUCCAUCCCCGUGGUACAAGCUGACCAACGGUGCACUCUCUCCACCUCGCCACGUAUCCGCCUUUCAGCCCGAUAGUUCAUACUUAAAGAAGGCCACCAUCCCCAGCCCACCCGUUCUUAUAGUCAAACCCCAGCCCAAGAAAAGUCCUUCCACUACGGACUGGUCCAGCUCCACAGACUCCAGCGGGAGUCCACCCAGCAGCGGAGCCAGCGACGAGCCUGACAGCCCUCAGCACCGUAGCAAAUUUCCUUCGAUGGGUAUCGGGCAGAUUUUAAAGAAAAAAGUGCAACCCUUCAGCUUCCAGUUGCCCCCGUUUAAGCCUGAACCGGCGGUGGAAGUGGAAUCUCCAACUCCGUAUCACAUGCAAACUCUGCUGUGCACUUCAGGAGCUCUCAAGACUCUUUGCUGAUGACAAAUCUGUGUAAUCUCAGUAAGACGUACAUAAAAAUUGUAUGCAGUAACAUAAUAGCUCACCAACAAUGCUAGUUCGUCUAGUUGGGCUGUUGGCGUGACAGAGCACACGUUACAACUAAACCCUACAGCGAGUUCUUUGGAAUGCGUCCCAAUUAUGCACACGCGUCAACGGUUCCAGAAAACUAACUUUGGCUCCAAGCUCUGUACAAAUGUUGUCUUAAAGUAACACAGCCGCAGGCUAGUAGGCGCCUGAAGAUCAAUUUCACAAGCUACGCACAAGUUAGUGAAAAAAAGCUGUCACUGCCCACGAUAGACACACUUAUGUAUAGCAACAUGUGUAGUUGUGUUUAGAAUCUUUGGGUUUGUGGACGGUAAUGAAUCUAAGACUAUUAAGAGCAGUUGGAGGCUUUUCUAGGACGCGCUUAUUUCAGCAAAUAAUUUUAAUCCUUACUUUAAUCAACCUCAAAUUGUAAAACACUCAGGUCAACGAAACUGAACUAAAGAAACGUUACAUCCUUUGAACCUGUGGUGUCUAUAAUUCUUCAGAAGAUGACGUUCUUCGUUUUCUUCCCCUAUAGGGGAUUGCUGGAUUUUUCUAUAGCCUUAAAUAUCUUGCAUUAGGCCUUUAGGCUACAAUGGGAGAUUCCAGUGUUAUUCUAACUUUGUGUGUUAGUGUGUGUGAUUCAUUUAACAGGAAAGGCAUAAUUUUGAGGGAAAUACUACUUUGUGCAAUAGCGUGUAAAUAUUUGAAGACUGAGCUGUAUGUCUUUAAAUUACACAGAACGAAAGAGAUUUUAAAACAGUCUGUAAAUAACAUUUCUUUCAUUCCAUGUGUAAAACAGUAAAGCGUGUUGUCAUUUCACAUUGUUCUAGAUUUACAAAGCAGUCUGACCUCUUUCCAAGUCUCCACGCACACAGAAGACUGAACUGUAAAAAAGGAACUUUUAUCUGGUUUUACUACACUUUUGCAUGCACCAGAACUUUUUUAAAAAUGUGAUGUCCGUUUUUGGUGACACGUCUUUGUACUUUUGUUACUGUGAAGAUAAAUUUGAAGGUCUUUUGUAAGGUUUUAUAUUCAUUUGCCUUCAAUGAACUAAAGGAGAUUUUUACGCUGUAAAAAACAGAUUCAAAAUAUUUAUAUUUAAAGAUUAUUAUUUGUGUUCUGGAUUUUCUAUUUUAACGCAGCAUGUAUUACUUUUUGACACAUUCAAAUAAAUGCACAAAUACAAAGUUA
Molecule: messenger RNA, 3566 nt
Organism: Triplophysa dalaica
Lineage: Eukaryota; Metazoa; Chordata; Actinopteri; Cypriniformes; Nemacheilidae
Gene: hunk
Product: hormonally up-regulated Neu-associated kinase
Exons: 9
Coding region: 357-2327 (656 amino acids)
Biological process (GO): protein phosphorylation; intracellular signal transduction
Cellular component (GO): cytoplasm
Molecular function (GO): ATP binding; protein serine/threonine kinase activity
Source: RefSeq, a predicted model, not a curated record